UUAUUUAUUUAAUUUAGUUCUCCUUUUUUCAAAAUAUGGCAUCAUAUUUCGACGAAAAAGGAUUACCAGAUCCAUCGGCAACCAAGAAAAAAUCUUCAAACCAUAAUCCAGAUGUAUCUCAUUUUAUUGGAGCUUCUUCAUCGUCAUCAGGAAUUGGCACCAACGAAGCUAUUACGGAACAAUUUUUUCAUUUAGCAAAUUCAUUCAGUAUAUUAAGAGAUCAAAUACCGAAUAAUAACAGUAACCAUCAACAAUUUUUGGAUAAUUUAGUUACUCAAUUAUUAGAAGAAGCUAACGCAAGUGCAAAAGGGCCACCACCAGCUAGUAAGAAUUUUAUAAAAAAUUUACCCAAGGUAUCUAAAUCGGAAAUCAAAUCAGAUGAUACAUGUAUUAUAUGUGCGGAAAAUUUCUCUGCAAAUGAAAAAGUUAAUAUAACAAAAAUGCCUUGUAAUCAUAUGUUUGAUAAAGAUUGUAUUUUACCAUGGUUAGAACUACAUAAUACAUGUCCAAAUUGUAGAUAUGAAGUGGAAUCAGAUGAUCCAGAAUGGAAAAAGAAACAAAAAGAAAAACAAAUAAUUGAAGAUUCUGAAGAAGAAGAUCCAAAUUGGAUGUAUAUGUAGAAUUAUUUAUUAUGUCAGCAGAAAUGUUUUAAUUUAUUUUAAUAGUACUUUAAAUAUAGAUAAAUAUUAAUUUAUUUUAAUAAAUUUAAUAAAAUUUAAUUUCUUUUGAGUAUAUACUAUACUU
This is a messenger RNA of Rhizophagus irregularis DAOM 181602=DAOM 197198, 744 nucleotides long. RefSeq lists its product as uncharacterized. Gene Ontology annotation, cellular component: cytoplasm. The record is from RefSeq and is a predicted model, not a curated record. Gene Ontology annotation, molecular function: ubiquitin protein ligase activity. Gene Ontology annotation, biological process: protein ubiquitination. NCBI's taxonomy places the organism in Eukaryota, Fungi, Glomeromycota, Glomeromycetes, Glomerales, Glomeraceae.